GACGGGAAUGGGCGAAUUCAGUUCAGAUGACCAUCACAUCUACUACUGUGGGCAAGAAACCUGUAAAAGAAAUGGAGUGGCCCUCAUAGUCAACAAGAGUGGCGAAAGCUGUACUGGGAUGCAAUCUCAAAAAUGAUAGAAUGAUCUCGAUACGAAUCCAAGGCAGACCUUUUAACAUCACAGUAAUCCAAGUUUAUGCACCAACUACUGGUGCUGAAGAAACUGAAAUUGACCAAUUCUAUGAAGACUUACAACACCUUAUAGAAGUGACACCAAAGAAGGAUGUUCUUCUCAUUAUAGGGGAUUGGAAUGCUAAAGUAGGGAGGCAAGAGAUAAAAGGAACAACUGGCAAGUUUGGCCUUGGAGAUCAAAACGAAGCAGGGCAAAGGCUAAUAGAGUUCUGUCAAGAGAACAAGCUGGUCAUCACAAACACGCUUUUCCAACAACACAAGAGACGACUCUACUCAUGGACAUCACCAGAUGGGCAGCAUCGAAAUCAGAUUGAUUAUAUUCUCUGCAGCCAAAGAUGGAGAAGCUCUAUACAGUCAGCAAAAACAAGACCUGGAGCUGACUGUGGCUCAGAUCAUCAGCUUCUUAUAGCAAAAUUCAAGCUUAAACUGAAGAAAGUAGGAAAAACCACUGGGCCGGUAAGAUACAAUCUAAGUCAAAUCCCUUAUGAAUACACAGUGGAAGUGACGAACAGGUUUAAGGAUUUCGAUUUGGUGGACAGAGUGCCUGAAGAACUAUGGAUGGAGGCUCGUAACAUUGUACAGGAGGCAACAACGAAAACCAUGCCAAUGAAAAGGAAAUGCAAGAAAGCAAAGUGGCUGUCCAACAAGGCCUUACAAAUAGCGGAGGAGAGAAGGCAAGCAAAAUGAGAGGGAGAUAGUGAAAGAUACAGGAAAUUGAAUGCAGAUUUCCAAAGAAUAGCAAGGAGAGACAAGAAGGCCUUCUUAAACGAGCAAUGCAAACAAAUAGAGGAAAACAACAGAAUGGGAAGAACCAGAGAUCUGUUCAAGAAAAUUGGAGAUAUGAAAGGAACAUUUCAUACAAAGAUGACCAUAAUAAAGGACAAAAGUGGUAAGGACCUAACAGAAGCAGAAGACAUCAAGAAGAGGUGGCAAGAAUACACAGAGGAAUUAUACCAGAAAGAUAUGGAUGUCUCGUACACCCCAGGUAGUGUGGUUGCUGACCUUGAGCCAAAUGGGCCUUAGAAAGCACUGCAAAUAACAAGGCCAGUGGAAGUGAUGGUAUUCCAGCUGAACUAUUUAAAAUUUUAAAAGAUGAUGCUGUUAAGGUGCUAAACUCAAUAUGCCAGCAAAUUUGGAAAACUCAGCAGUGGCCAGAAGAUCGGAGAAGAUCAGUCUACAUCCCAAUCCCAAAGAAGGCCAGUGCCAAAGAAUGCUCCAACUACCGCACAAUUGCACUCA
Messenger RNA from Podarcis raffonei (Aeolian wall lizard), 1430 nucleotides. RefSeq names its product craniofacial development protein 2-like. The transcript has a single exon. The coding region runs from base 141 to 878 and encodes 245 amino acids. The record is from RefSeq and is a predicted model, not a curated record. Lineage: Eukaryota; Metazoa; Chordata; Lepidosauria; Squamata; Lacertidae. Gene Ontology annotation, molecular function: catalytic activity.